Molecule: messenger RNA, 1448 nt
Organism: Bursaphelenchus xylophilus (pine wood nematode)
Lineage: Eukaryota; Metazoa; Nematoda; Chromadorea; Rhabditida; Aphelenchoididae
Source: the annotation of a GenBank genome assembly
AUGGUCGUUAUCAUCGACACCGCCCUUAAAUUGUUGACCGACUCCCUUCUCAACUGCACCAAUGAACUCAAGACCCCGCCGGCGAAGGUGUUUCUCAGCCGUGAGUCAAGAUUUUUUAUUCUUUGACCUUCUAGAUGAGGAAUAUCUCCAAUGACAUGGGCAUUGUCCCCUUUUCUUGAUUUUUCUUAAAGAAUACUUACUGAGACUUGGCUGAAAGGGUUCUUUAGACAUCUCGAUGUCAUGCAACUCAAGUUGCCUUCCAAAUUUCAGUUAAAUUAUGAUGAUGACCAACUUGAUCACAUACAAUAUAAUUUUAAUUCCCAAAUUCCAGAUUUGAAUGCCGCCUUCGUUCUGGCCUUGAUCGUGGCCACUCUCCUCAAUCUCCUGACCAUCGGUCUGUUUGUGGUUCAGUUCAGAUACGUCGGUUCUUAUGUAACGAACCCUUAUCGUCGAGCUUUUGUCCUUUAUUUGGCGGGAACAGCUCCUUUUAUGUCUUCCUUCGCCCUGGUCUCCAUGUUCAUGCCCAGAGUUUGGUUCCUCGCACAUCUUCUCAGCUUUUUGUAAGUGUGAUGCUCCCUUGUAUUGAUUGUUUUAGUUACUUUUCGAUCGCUCUUUAUGUAAUCAUCUGCCUUCUUCUUCACAUCGCUGAUGGUCGACAGUCCAUGGUGAAGAAGAUGACCCAGAAUUCGGCUAGCUUUAUGGUGCAGACCCCUCCGUUUUGUUGUAUUUUCCCUUGUUUGCCUCAAUUACCGGUAGAAAUGUAAGUUUUUAAAUAACUUUUGAUUCGGCAUCAUGUAUAAUAUAAAAACUGAUUUAUUUCUUUAGGAAGAAAGUUCGGUUCUGUGAGAUUAUGGUCAUGCAGACGUCGAUCGUACGGUUAAUCUUUACAAUCAUCAGCCUCAUCUUGUAUUUCGAGUAUUUUGAAGACUCUUUCAUGUAAGUCUAUAUACCUGAAACUGAUAGUUAUCGAUCAUCUUCAGUGCCCUAAAAGUAUUGGAUUUCAUCUCGUUGCCCUCAUUAUUGCUAGGUAUUUACGGAUGUCAUAUUCUGGUGAACACCGUGUCCAAACUGGACGAGUUGUGUCCCUUCAGAUAUAUCGUCGUAUUUCGAUUAUUGGAUAUUUUCUUUAUGGUGUUCGGUCUACAACAACCGGUGUUCGACUUCCUGGCCAGAGCCGGAGUCUUUGGGUGCGGCGACGUUCUGCCUCCUCUCGAAACUGCCUUCUGUAUGUUGUUUUAUCAAUCAGUUUGCUCCGAUUAUAUUACGCUUGAUUGUAAAUGAAAAUAUGUUUAGUUUGGAAAAAUAUGGCGACAGUAGUGGAGUCGCUGGUGGUGUCGAUAAUCUCCUCCUUGCUUCUGAAACCCUCCAGAAGCGCCCUCUUCGACAAGUAUCCCAGCUGUCGGUCAGUUAUGUCCAUGUCGACGAUAGAGACAAACGCCGAUAACUAA